Purpureocillium takamizusanense is the source of this 1886-nucleotide messenger RNA. RefSeq lists its product as uncharacterized. The transcript is spliced from 3 exons. Bases 140 to 1828 code for a protein of 562 amino acids. Lineage: Eukaryota; Fungi; Ascomycota; Sordariomycetes; Hypocreales; Ophiocordycipitaceae. Gene Ontology annotation, molecular function: iron ion binding; heme binding; monooxygenase activity. The record is from RefSeq and is a predicted model, not a curated record.
CCUUAGACACCGUGGCACUAAGUUUUCGUCCAUGCUUUCAUGGCCCCGUCGACAGGGCGGCUGAGGUUCAUAUGGGUUGGUUUGCGCCGAGAAUCACCAGUGAAUCCAAGCUUCAACGCAGGUUUACCGGCCGCCAGCCAUGUUCGGGAGUUCUACAACAAUGAAGAGAUCAAGUCCACCCACAUGGACCGAUGGUCCGCCCACACGUUGCUUGUACUGGGAUAGGUCCGGUUCCCAACUUUUCAACGUCAGUCGCGACCCCAACCUUUCUCUCUUCACCAUCCGCCUUCGCGAUCCAGCCGUAUCCACGAUGCAGGCUCCGGCAAUCAGCACUGAGCGGCUGCUCUACGUGCUCCUGGUCACUCUUGUGGCUGUAGGUGUUGCUCGUAGGACAUGGAACCUACGAGGCCGACGUGCUUUCGCCAGAUCCCGUGGAUGUCUCCCGCCACGAAGCCGAGCCCCCGUCAAGGACCCCAUCUUUGGCUUUGACUUCAUCUACGACGCAAUCUUCAACAAGGCGGGCGACAGGUAUCUGGAGAGCACACUCAAGUCCUUUCGGGAGCUCGGCACGACGUACACAAUGAGCCGGUGGGCUAUGAGCGUCUUCUACACCUGCGACAGCCUUAACAUGAAGCAAAUCUUGGCCGGCUCGUUCGAGGACUUUGGCCUCCCGCACACGCGAGUCACAGCACUGAGCUCCUUUGUUGGUGACGGAAUCUUCACGCUGGACAAUGAGCCAUGGUACCAUGCCAGGAUGUCGUUGAAGCCGAUGGUGGCGAGGUCGGACAAGGAGACCAUACGCGGAAUCCUCGAGGGCAACUUCCAGUCCGUGCUUCGGCUCCUGCCUGACGACGGCGCGUCUGUCAACCUCCAGGACAUCUUCUUCCGCCUCGUCAUGGACUUUGCCACCGAAUACCUCACAGGAAACUCUGCGCACAUGCUUGACAACGAGGACACACAAGGCGCCAGAGCGCAGCAAUUUGUUUCCGACUACAUGACAUGCUCCACCGAGGUCAUCACCUGCCUUGGUCUAGGCCCUCUGCAGCACUUGAGGUUCAACAGCGAUGCAAAGAGGGCCAAAAAUGCAGUCUUCAGCUUCCUCGAUGCCUUCAUAGACGACUCGCUGCGCAAGCGCGCCAUCAAAGGGGCCAGCGUCCGCGAUGACUUCUUGACCCAGCUCACGGCGUUGACGACGGACCGCAUGGUCCUCAGGAACCAGCUUCUGCAUAUCUUGAUCGCCACACGAGACACCGUGGCAAGCACUUUGAGCAAUCUGUUCUUCGUUCUCGCGAGGAACCCGCAGGUCUACGACAAGCUCCGAGCAAACGUGUUGGCCGUCGCUGGUACCGAGGCUCCUACCACGGACCAGCUGAAGCAGAUGAAGUUUGCGCGUUGGUGCGUCAACGAGUCGCUGCGACUGCAUCCCGUCAUCCCAAUCGGCGGCCGACAGGCGAGGAGGGACACUGUUCUCCCCCGCGGCGGCGGAGCGGACGGACAGGCCCCCCUCCUGGUCCCAGAAGGCACGAUCGUCAUGUCCAACGUGUACGCCAUGCACCGCGACGAGCAAGUCUUUGGUGCCAACGUGGAGGCCUUCAAUCCCGAAAGAUGGGACAAUCUUCAUCCCGGAUGGGGAUACCUCCCCUUCAGUGGAGGACCCAGGAUCUGCAUGGGACAGCACAUUGCACUGACUGUGGUGCAAUAUAUCUUGGUCAGGAUGGCGCAGACGGUCUCGUCAAUUGACGGCCUUGGAGAGAAGGAUUGGGUGGAGCAGUAUGCGUUGGCGACGACAUGUCGAGGAGGCGUUCAUGUAAGCCUGCACAAGGCGUAGAUGGUGAGCGCAGACUGGCAAUCGAGGGGUGAACAGAACAGAGUGUACUUAUUCAGGC